GAAAGGGCGUGAAGGGAGCAGGACCGGGACCGAGAGACAGAAAGGGAAAGGAAAGCCGGGGGCCCGGAGGUGAAGAAUGAUUUGGAGAAAUAGAGAGGGAAGGACAGAGCGAAAAAGAAACAGCUCAACAAAAACUGGACACAACAUUCGAAGUACACUCCCACCAAAGUCUUGAACAACUGCAAUGGAACAUCUCAACUGCCCAGACUGAUGAAUGCAAACACCUCUUCACCAGCCUGUUGACUGUUGAACCCUGAUGCUACGUUUAGGGGCGUGUAUGAUGAGAAGAGGAAAAAGUAAGGUGAGCGAAGAGGGGACAGGAGGUCUGGUCGGGGGGAUGCGUGUGGCCCAGGGUCUCCUGAAUGGCCACGUGGACCUGGACGAGGGCUUGGUCUUGGCCUUUAUCGUGCUGCUGUGCCUGCUGCUCUUAGUCAUGAUCGUCCGCUGUGCCCGGAUGGUAAUCGACCCAUACAGCGCCAUCCCCACCUCCACUUGGCAGGAGGAGCAGAUCAACAACUGACCCUCCGUGGGGGAGGUGGGGGAUGUAUUCUCAGACCUUUGGCCUGGACGUCUCCUCCCCCCAUCCCCCCCGAGCUGCACUCCCACAGUCGGGCCGGCGCUGAUGGAACUGGAUUGCAGGAGGGUUUCCAAUUGAUGUACGUGGCCCCUCUCUCUCAUCCCGUCCAUCUCCAUCCCCUCCACCCCCCUCCUCAUGGAAACAAGCUCUUUGGCCGAACCCGUCCAAGGUGUCCAUCCAAGCCAGUCCCAUUUGUUCAUGCUUGGCCCACAUCCAAAACCUUUCCUGUCCGUAUCCCUCUAAACCUUUCCUAUCCGUGUACCUGUCCGUAUCCCUCUAAACCUUUCCUAUCCAUGUACUUGUCCGUAUCCCUCUAAACCAUUCCUAUCCGUGUACCUGUCCGUAUCCCUCUAAACCUUUCCUAUCCGUGUACCUGUCCGUAUCCCUCUAAACCUUUCCUAUCCAUGUACUUGUCCGUAUCCCUCUAAACCAUUCCUAUCCGUGUACCUGUCCGUAUCCCUCUAAACCUUUCCUAUCCGUGUACCUGUCCGUAUCCCUCUAAACCUUUCCUAUCCGUGUACCUGUCCGUAUCCCUCUAAACCUUUCCUAUCCGUGUACCUGUCCGUAUCCCUCUAAACCUUUCCUAUCCGUGUACCUGUCCGUUCCACAUUCCAACCACCCUUUGAGUAAAGAAGUUGCACAAGUCCCCGUUCAAACUUUACCCUCUCAAACCUGCUCCCUCUGGUCUGAUGCGCCCCUACCCUGUGGAAACGACUGUGACCACACACCUUAUCUGUACCCAUUAUCAUUGUACGACCUUCUAUAACAUCACCCUUCGACCUCCUUCGCCCCACGGGGAACUAUCCCAGCCUGUCCAGUCUCUCCAUGUAACUCAGUCCCCCCAGUCCCGGUUACAUCCUCGUGAAUCUUUUCUCCCCCUCUCCAGGAAUGACAUCCUUCCUGCAGCUGGGUGACCAGAACUGCACACGGAACUCUGAGUGCGGUCUCACUAAUGGCUUGUGCAACUUUAAUGUGAUUCCAGAUUCCUGUACUCACUCCUGAGUUCUGCAGUGUCCCCCUGACACCUCUCUGCAACUCUCUCCAUCUCCCCCCCCCAACCCAAGGUAACCUCUCACCCCCUCCUUGUUUGAAAAUUGACACCUUCAAAACUUCGAAGGGACUCUGCCCUCACUGCGCUUUGAGAGUUGCUCAAGAGCGGAAACCUCACCUUGUACUCCCUUAGUUUGGAAGCAGUCCCCAUUUCUAGUUUCUCCCUGGGGGGAAGCACCCCUCUCCACCACCCCUUCAGGGUCUUCAAUAUUUCAAUCCCCGCCCCCCGAAAUACACGUUGAAAUUGUGUAUUUUUAAAUAAAGUG
Mobula hypostoma (lesser devil ray) is the source of this 1893-nucleotide messenger RNA. Its product is annotated as cortexin domain-containing 1 protein-like. NCBI's taxonomy places the organism in Eukaryota, Metazoa, Chordata, Chondrichthyes, Myliobatiformes, Myliobatidae. The coding region runs from base 257 to 520 and encodes 87 amino acids. The transcript is spliced from 3 exons. The record is from RefSeq and is a predicted model, not a curated record.